CUCAUGGAGAACGGGCGUAUCAGGAGACACUGGGGAUGACUCCAGCCCCUUCUCCUGCCCUUCCUGUCACAUCAACUUCAAGGAUCCCUCUGAAUUAUCCACUCACACCACUACUUGUUUCUCAGAGCGAGCCCCCAGUUCGGCAGGACUUGCGACUACUCCCACCACUGGCCAGGAGCACUCUAGCAUUUGCUCUUCAUCCUCCUCUUCCGUUGAGGUCUACCCCGAAAGUUCUCCAAGCAUGGAUGCGGAACCUGGGCCCUUGCUGACUAAGCCAAGCCAAGAGUCCGCCUCUUCCCUGUGCCCUCCUCCACCACCCCCAACCCUGCCUCCCCCCACCACUCUCUCUACUGGGCAUCUCAACAUCGCUCUCAUCCUGGAAGAGUUGCAUGUUCUGCAACAACUCCAACUCCAUCAGAUGCAGAUGAUGGAACAGAUUUGCCACCAGGUGUUGCUCUUGAGUUCAUGGGGGCAGGUUGAGGCUCCAACUUCUACCACAGAACCUGCUUCAGUGGCAUCUGCCCCACCCAAGCCCCCUUUGCCCAUCUUUUCCAUCAAGACUGAGCCUGGGAGGAGCCAGGUAUCUGCCUCUCCAGAUGUGCCCAAGCCAGCGUUCUUCCAUCUCUACCACCCAUUCCCUGGUGGCACCAGAGUGCCCAAAGCUGAGCAGCUCCUAGCUCCAGCCUUCUCUACAGCCACAGGCGUCUUGGCAGCCCAGUGCUUAGGAACUGCCCGGGGUCUGGAACAAGCCACAUCUCCAGGACUCUUGGGACAGAAGAACGGAGGAGGUGGCAGAGGAGGAGGAGGGGGAGAACCCAACUUGGAAGGUGAGAAACCAAGUGGGUGCCACAAAUACCAUUUAUGUGGGAAGAUCUUUGGCAGUGACAGCACCCUCCAGAUCCACCUACGUUCCCAUACCAGUGAGCAUCCCUACAAAUGUAACAUCUGUGGGAACUAUUUCACCACCCGAGGCAAUCUUAAGGUCCAUUUCCAUCAUCACCGGGAGAAAUGCCCUCAUGUCCAGAUGAACCCUCAUCCAGUCCCGGAGCAUUUGGACUAUGUCCUGACCACUUCGGGACUCCCUUAUGGCAUGUCCAUGCCACCUGAGAAAGCUGAGUCAGGAGAGGAACACGGGGCCCUCCCUGUGGCCGAGCGCAACGCCCUGAGUGCCACCGAGAGUCUGAGCCUACUAUCCAGCACAACUCCUUCAGGCAUGGCUCAAGCUUUUCCCAGUUUCAACAAGCUGGUCCUGAUGAAGGCGGUGGAAGCCAAGGGGAAGGGGGAUGAGAACACCCCUCCUGAAUCAGAGACGGAAGGGGCCCGUCUUCAGCUGGGGAAGUUUGUGGGGGCCUUGCCCAGCUGGGCUCGGUUGGCCAAUCACUUCAAGGCAGGCCCAGCCAUGGGGCCCUUCCCCUAUGUCCUGGAGGCCUCUCCCUCAGAGACCUCCAAGCUCCAGCAGCUGAUGGAAAAGAUCGACCGCCAAGGAUCCUCGUCCUCCGCGGGCACAGCCUCUGUGGCCCCAUCCACAGCCGGCUCCUCAGUGGCAUCUUCUCUGGCAUCUUCAGGGCCCAAUCAAUGUGUCAUCUGCUUGAGGGUCCUCAGUUGUCCCCGAGCUCUGCAACUUCACUACAGGCAGCACAGGGGUGAACUCCCCUUCAAGUGCAAGGUCUGUGGGCGAGCCUUCUCCACUCGAGGGAACCUGAGGGCUCACUUUGUGGCCCACAAAACCAGCCCAUCGGCCUGAGCACAAAACUCUUGUCCCAUCUGCCAGAAGAAGUUCACCAAUGCCGUGAGCCUCCAACAGCAUGUCUGAAUGCACCUGGGUGGGCAGAUCCCCAACGGAGCUCUACUGCCUGAGCCUUCAGCCCCAGAGGGGGCCCCAUUGGGAGAAGGGGAGAAGCCACAGGAGCAGCCAACUAUCCCCCAGGAGGAGGAGCUGUCAGAGAAGGAGGAGGAAGAAGAAGAGGAGCCCACUGACGAAGACUCGGUGGAAAGCAUUGGAGAAAAGGCAGAGCAGGUAUCCAGUCCUGAAGGUCUGUGUCCUCCCAAAGAAAGGGAGGAAAUGGAGCAGUCUGGGGGGGGAGAAGGAGGACCCAGAGUACUCUCCUCCUCCCCACUGGGGCCCCAAAGUCCUCUCUGCCCCUUGAAGGAUGGGGAAGAGAAGGCCGAUAUGGAAGAAGAGGAUGGUGGAAUUGCCCCGGUGGAAGAAGAAUCAGAGAAGGAGAAAGGAGGUGCUGGAGAAGGUCCGUCCAAGAAGCAGCAGCAUCAGGGCAGCCAAGCCAACGAAGAACAAGUGCUGAUCUGUGGGAUUUGCAAACAGCCCUUCACCGACAGGACAGCCUUGCGCAAACAUGCGAUGACUGCCCAUCCCCAG
Molecule: messenger RNA, 2374 nt
Organism: Notechis scutatus (mainland tiger snake)
Lineage: Eukaryota; Metazoa; Chordata; Lepidosauria; Squamata; Elapidae
Source: RefSeq, a predicted model, not a curated record